Molecule: messenger RNA, 4458 nt
Organism: Lachancea mirantina
Lineage: Eukaryota; Fungi; Ascomycota; Saccharomycetes; Saccharomycetales; Saccharomycetaceae
Source: the annotation of a GenBank genome assembly
AUGUCAAAAAGAGACGAAGAACUAGCCGAGAUCAAAUUCAAGUACGAGCUUCUGGUCAAUGAACUUUUCCAUCUCAAAGAGUUCACUUCGUUGCUAGAAUAUGAUCCGUCUUAUCGAAACAGCUCAGCGAGCUUCGACUCGUUUUUGAGUAGGUCCAAGCUGGAUAUGAGCGCAGUUUCUGGCGAGAUCAAAAACGAGUCUACAAGUUCGGCAAGAAGGAUUAGGAGUCGACAAGUACGGAAUGAGCAGUCCGCGCUGGAAGACUGUAUUAGUCGCGUGAAGCCAAGGGUGGACGAAAAAUACGAAGAACUGCGAUGCAUGCUCAAUCAGGAAUCGUAUAAAAGAAAGCCGGUUGUUGCGCUGCGAGAACCUGUGAAAUCAGUAAAGAGACAGAAAGUUGAGGUUAUUACUGCUGAGCAGGAGUUGCCAAAGAAAGAGAAGACAGCAUUGAAAGAAGAGCCUGUAUUAUCACGGGAGAAGGGUAUCGACGAAUUUUACUUCACGACGUCUUCGGAAGAAGAUGAGAAUGAGCCUAAAAGGCGCAGGCGAAAGAAGGCUGUGGUUAAGCUGACGGUAAAUCCGCCCAAGCAGACCAUUACAAAUCAUUUGCAUGUUGUGAAACCUCAGUUUGGUUCAAUUCGCAAGUUUCUGGGAUCUUUUAAGUCCCUUGAUGAGCACGUCACUCUAGAAGAAUUUGACAAUUAUGUCACCGACCAAAAGCGUGUGUUUCAAUCAAUAAAGAAGGGAAUUAAAAAUGGGGUUCUUCAAUAUGAUCCUGAUUCGAAUUCACUUCAACCCAUUACACUCAAAGAUGCCGCGGGAGUUCAGGCUCACAGGCCUGACCCCGUCACGUAUUUUUACAAAGAACAAAAUCAGCAUACUCACUGGGACCAUGUCAUUAACCAGGGAAUCGUUUCGAGUAGACUGGUUCAGGAAGCCAGAAAGGCUCGCAUAUCGAGAGCAAGGAAAGUUUCCAUGAUGAUUGAACAGCAUUUCAGGCAUAUUGCAGGCGCAGAACAACGAAAACAAAGAGAAGAAGAUAAACGAAUGAAGAAUCUCGCCCGAUCGGCGGCUCAGGCCGUCAAAAAACGUUGGAUGGUAGCUGAAAAGGCUUAUAAGGUGUUGAAGACCGAGGAAGAAGAGCAGCUUAAGAAAAUCCAGGGCAAACGACAUCUGAGCAAAGUGUUGGAACAGAGUACUCAACUUCUCGGAGCUCAAUUCAAACAUCUCUCCAACGAUAGCGAUGACGAAGAUCUUGAGGACUCUUUGCACAGCGACCGCUCGAAUUUGAGCGAAAGCGACGCUUUCACGACCUCAUCGUCAGAAAGUGAAAGCAUGAGUGACGCUGAAGACGACGCAAGGCUUUCAGUUGAACAGCUACAAGCAAAAUAUGCCAACAUGGGCAAGACAAAUGACGAUACAGCGCAAGUCAGCGACCUCGAAUCAGAAAGAGGGUCCAGCAGGGAUGCUGGGUCCGAAAGACAAGACGAUUUAAAGGACACACCGAGAGAAGCUUCAGAUGCUGAAGAUGCUUCCCCUGAUAUCUUAGAUGAAGACGAAGACGAUGAUAUAUCAGGUUUAUCGUCAAGUUCGUCAGAAGGGGAUACUGAAAACGAAGAGGCUGAAGAGGAAGGUGGUUCCGUGGGCACUAAGCCCAAUUUAGCAACUCUCCUCACCGACUUGAGUGAUGAAGAUGAUUCUGCAGAAGAAGACGACUACACGAGCCCCGACGAGCAAUUGCAUUCCACGGGGGACACGUCAACUGGAGAAACAUCCAUGGAUGAGUCUGAUUCCUCCUUCAGUAGUCGGGCAGCACAGCCCAAUGGCACAGACAAAAGUUUAACGAACCUUAACAAAGCUGAGUCCGAAAAGGAUCAGCCAGAUGAGACAUUGACGAAACCUGCGGACGAUCCGCUGUCGGUCGAAGAUGUACCGGUACCUUCUCUACUGAGAGGAACUCUCAGAGCGUAUCAAAAGCAAGGCUUGAACUGGUUGGCUUCUCUUUACAAUAACAAGACCAAUGGAAUUUUAGCCGAUGAAAUGGGCUUAGGGAAAACUAUUCAGACAAUCUCUUUUCUAGCGUAUCUUGCAUGUGAAAAGCAAAACUGGGGACCACAUCUCAUCAUUGUUCCCACGUCUGUGCUGCUGAAUUGGGAAAUGGAGCUCAAAAGAUUCGCCCCGGGGUUCAAAGUGCUGACAUAUUAUGGCUCGCCGCAACAGAGAAAAGAGAAGAGAAAAGGGUGGAAUAAAAGUGAUGCUUUCCACAUUUGCAUCACGUCCUAUCAGCUUGUCGUCCAUGAUCAGCACUCUUUUAAGAGAAAGAAAUGGCAAUAUAUGAUUCUAGAUGAGGCGCAUAACAUCAAGAAUUUCCGAUCCACAAGGUGGCAAGCAUUGCUCAAUUUUAAUACCGAUAGAAGACUGCUAUUAACAGGAACACCGCUUCAGAACAAUCUAGCCGAAUUGUGGUCGUUGCUUUAUUUCCUGAUGCCACAGACUGCUGUCGAUAAAAAAGGAGGCAUUCAAGGGUUUGCGGAUUUGGAAGCCUUUCAGCAAUGGUUCGGAAGACCUGUUGAUAAGAUUAUUCAAACAGGAGAAGGAUUUGAACAAGACCAAGAGACAAAAGAGACAGUGGCAAAGUUGCACCAGGUUCUACGUCCCUACCUACUGAGAAGAUUGAAAUCCGAUGUUGAAAAACAGAUGCCUGCUAAGUAUGAGCAUAUUGUCUACUGUCGUUUGUCGAAAAGACAAAGGUUUCUAUAUGACGAUUUCAUGUCUAGAGCACAAACAAAGGCCACUCUUGCGAGCGGAAAUUUCAUGUCCAUCAUCAAUUGUUUAAUGCAACUGCGGAAAGUUUGCAAUCACCCGGACCUUUUCGAAGUACGACCCAUAUUAACCUCUUUGGCCAUUGAAAACUGUGUCAUGAACGACUAUUUGGAUCUGAAUUGUAAAAUAUCGAGAAAGCUACACUAUAAAGAUCACGACACGACGGUGAACCUCGACGAACUGAACUUUAUCUUUACGAAUAACGACUUAACGAUGUCAACGCACCAUUCUCAAGAUAUUGAGCGAAUGAGAUGCAUUUCUCGUUUCAAGGAAGAAUUGUCCAAACUACAAGAGAGGGACAAUUCAAACUCGCAAGCUCUUGAAGCGAUCACGAACUUCCAAAAUUUGAACGACUAUUAUCAAAAAUCGAUUGCGAAGAACCGUGCAAACGUUAUUGACAAAUUAAAUUUCUCGUGGUACCUCAACGAGUUAAGAUGCGCGCGUAAACCCGUUUAUGGCAGAAAUUUAGUAAAUCUGUUGAAUGUCGCACAGCAGCCAACUCCAAAAGGCGGGGAGUUCUUCGAAGAGGCCUUGAAGCCCUUGCAAACCAGGGUAUUUGCAAGCAAAGACAUUAUCGAGAAAUUUGCAGUGGUGACUCCGAAUGUUGUGACACUUGACGGUCGCGACUUCUUUGCUGGGGUGCACGACGAGAUGCAUAGCUUCGCGGUACCGUCAGACGUGGUGAAAAAUGAAUUACGCGCAUUGGACAAUCCGUUCCACCAGUUGCAAACCAAACUGGCUAUCGCUUUCCCGGACAAAUCGCUCUUACAAUACGAUUGCGGUAAGCUUCAGAAAUUGGCAGAAUUGCUGCGGCAACUGAAAGACGGUGGCCACAGAGCGCUCAUCUUCACCCAGAUGACCAAAGUGCUGGACAUCUUGGAGCUGUUUUUGAACUAUCACGGAUACCUGUAUAUGCGACUUGACGGUGCGACCAAGAUUGAGGACCGGCAGAUUCUGACCGAACGAUUCAACAGCGACCCGCGCGUCACGGCGUUCAUACUUUCGAGUAGGUCCGGCGGUCUGGGUAUCAACCUGACUGGCGCAGACAGUGUCAUUUUCUACGACUCCGACUGGAAUCCUGCCAUGGACAAGCAAUGCCAGGACAGGUGCCACCGGAUCGGCCAGACCCGCGACGUGCACAUCUACCGCUUUGUGAGCGAGCAUACCAUCGAGAGCAAUAUUUUGAAAAAGGCAAACCAGAAGCGGCAUCUGGACAACGUUGUGAUCCAGCGGGGUGACUUUACGACGGAUUAUUUCACCAAACUGUCUGUCAAGGAUUUGGUUGGCGCGGAAGUAGCUGGGAACGCGACUACCAGCGCUGCUGCUGAUGCUGCUGCCGACAAGCCGCUGCUGCUCGAGAACGACCUUGCCAACAAGGACCCGCGCAAGCUGGAAAGCCUGCUCGCGCAGGCGGAAGACGCAGACGACGUCAAGGCGGCGAAACUGGCGAUGCGGGAGGUCGAGGUCGACGACGAGGACUUCAGCGAAACCGGCACCGCCGGCGGAGCCGGCGCAAAAGGCGCUACCGGGAGCGUACAAAGCGAUCUCGACGGCUACGAAGACGAAUACGAGGGCACGGGCCACGUGGAAGAGUACAUGGUUCGGUAUAUUGCGAAUGGGCACUACUACGAGUGA